This is a messenger RNA of Solanum stenotomum, 2648 nucleotides long. Its product is annotated as pentatricopeptide repeat-containing protein At4g21170. The transcript has 3 exons. NCBI's taxonomy places the organism in Eukaryota, Viridiplantae, Streptophyta, Magnoliopsida, Solanales, Solanaceae. Gene Ontology annotation, molecular function: protein binding. The record is from RefSeq and is a predicted model, not a curated record. Bases 59 to 1813 code for a protein of 584 amino acids.
GAAAGUUCUCUGCAACUCUCUUCCCAAUUGAAACUGAUUCGCUUGCACCAUAACUCAAAUGACCAUUGCCUCUAGAGCUCUCUUUCUCUUCCAGAAAUCAAUCGCAAUAGCAAGCACUGUAACAACAACACAAAAGCCCCAAAGUUGGAGAAUCCAAUUCAAACAAACCCAAUUAGUUUCCCAAAUUUCCUCUAUUCUCUUGCAAAGACAAACAAAUCAAUGGCCUUCACUUCUCAAGAACCUCAAACUUUGUUCUUCACAAUUUACUCCAUCUCUCUUCCUUCAAAUCCUCCACAACACCCGAACCAACCCACAAGUCUCUCUACGCUUCUUCGACUAUGCCAAGAACAAUUUUGGGUUCCAACCUGAUGCCAAAGUUCUUUGUACACUUGUGUCUAUACUUCUCGGGUCCGGACUAUCCAAACCCGCAAAACCCAUCUUGGAUUCUCUCAUUCAAACAUACCCACCAGCCCAAAUUGUGGGUUUCUUGAUUCAGUCAUUGAAAGCUGGUGAUAUUCACAUUCAGUCUUCAGUCUUGAGCUCAGUUCUUGAAUGUUACUGCAAUAAAGGUUUGUUCUUGGAAGCUCUUCAUGUUUAUCAAAUAGUUAGAGAAUAUGGCUAUUUUGUGUCUGUUAAUUGUUGUAAUACAUUGCUUAAUUUACUGCUCAGUAAGAAUGAGUUAAGACUGGGUUGGUGUUAUUAUGGUUCUAUUAUUCGUAAUGAGGUUCAGGAGAAUGUGGUUACAUGGUCUUUAAUUGCUCAGAUGCUUUGUAAAGAUGGGAAAUUUGAGCAAAUUGUUCCUAUUCUUGAUAAGGGUAUAUGCAGUCCUCUUAUUUAUAACAUACUCAUAGACUGCUAUUCUGAAAGAGGGAAUUUUGAAGCUGCAUUUGGUUAUUUAAAUGAUAUGUUCAGUAAAAGUAUUGAUUCCACCUUUAAUACUUUUAGCUCAAUUCUUGAUGGUGCUUGCAAAUAUCAAAAUGCCGAAGUGAUUGAAUCAGUGAUGAGUUCCAUGGUGGAAAAAGGACAUCUCCCAAAAGUUGUGUUACCUGACUAUGAUUCUGUGAUUCGAAGGUUCUCUGAUAUGGGAAAAGCAUAUGCAGCUGAAUUGUUUUUCAGGGAAGCUUAUGAAAAAAGGAUUAAGCUACAAGACAAUACUUAUGGCUCUAUGCUAAGGGCAUUCUCCAAGGAAGGUAAAGCUGAAGAUGCUAUUUGGAUGUACAACAUUAUAGUUGAGAGAAAAAUAUUCAUCAGUGACAAAUGCUAUAGUGCCUUCAUGAGUGUCCUAUGCAAUGAAAAUCCAUCACUGGAAGUUAGCAGUUUGUUGAAAGACUUGAUAGGAAGAGGAUUCGUACCUCCCGUAUCUCAAGUAUCUAAAUUUAUAGUUUCUCAAUGUGAAAAGCGUCAGUGGAAAGAAGCUGAGGAGCUUCUGAAUGUAAUUUUUCAAAGAAGACUUCAGUUUGAAUCUUUUUGUUGUUGCUUUUUGGUGCGGCACUAUUGCUUUAGCAGAAGGAUUGAUUCUGCCAUUUCUUUACAUACUGAACUAGAGAGAAUUGGUGUUGCUUUAGAUGUAGAGACCUACGGUUUACUACUUGACAGACUGUUUAAAUCAAGACGGCGUGAAGAAGCUGUAAAGAUCUUCGAUUACAUGAGAACACAUGAUAUGUUAAGCAGCGAAAGUUUUUCAAUCAUGAUUAGAGGGCUAUGUCAGGAACAGGAGUUUAGAAAAGCAAUGAGACUGCAUGAUGAUAUGCUGAAAUUGGGGUUUAAACCUGACAAAAAAGCAUAUAAGCGAUUGAUUUCUGGGUUUGGCUAAAUAAUACAUUUUCGCCUCAUUUAUAUUUUAUCUCUUCACUUACAAUACAUACUGUACAGCAUGGUUGCUCACCUGAGAGUAGAUCUUGGUGAUGCUCGCUUUCGGUAGCCAUCCAAUUUUUUUUAUCUCUCUAUGCACAAUUUAAACAGCAUACAAUGAGAAAUAUCAAUCUGUCCUUUACUUACAAAAGGCUGCAAAGUUGGUACCUUACCAACACUCGUCUUGGAUUGUGAUUGGGGGCUAAGCAUAAAGUUGAUAGCAUCUGGGAAGGAGUGAUGAAAUGUGAGAAAAGGUUAGCCAGAUGGUGUAUCAUUACUGGAGGACAUUAGAUCUCUGUGGCCUCUAAUACUGGGAUCAAGGUGGCCAACAGCAGAAAAGUUUCUUUGUGGAAAGGACACAGACCUUUGCAAGUUGUGUUUUCAGAUUUAUUCACAUUGCCUUCAAAAGCUGCAUCUACAGAGUAAAUGGAUUUGGGAUAUCAACCUCUGAGUAAAUUUCAAGUCUGUUGAUUUUUUCAAUCAUUUGAACACAUAUCAGCAGCUAACUAAUACUGAAGACAACAUAACAUGGAUUUCUAGCAAGAAGGGUCUAUUCACAGUGAAAUCAUUCUACAGAAAAUUAACAAAAGAGAAGUUACCAAGUCAUUGGCCAUUGAAACAGAUGUUGAGAUCCAAUGUUCCAUUCCAUGUGGUUUUCUUUACAUGGAUUGAAGCUUGUGAGAAUAUCCAAAUAGAGGUUUUGAGCUAUGCAGCAAGUGAGAGCAUCUGCCACUUGCUUUUGACCUGUGGUUUGCAAUUGGUCAUACAAAGAUCAACAAAUGAUUUACUGAGGUGCU